Molecule: messenger RNA, 957 nt
Organism: Saccharomyces eubayanus
Lineage: Eukaryota; Fungi; Ascomycota; Saccharomycetes; Saccharomycetales; Saccharomycetaceae
Gene: DIM1
Product: putative dimethyladenosine transferase
Exons: 1
Coding region: 1-957 (318 amino acids)
Biological process (GO): rRNA methylation
Cellular component (GO): mitochondrial matrix
Molecular function (GO): rRNA (adenine-N6,N6-)-dimethyltransferase activity
Source: RefSeq, a predicted model, not a curated record
AUGGGCAAGGCUGCGAAAAAGAAAUAUUCUGGAGCAACGUCAUCCAAACAAGUCUCUGCAGAAAAGCAUUUGAGUUCAGUGUUUAAAUUCAAUACCGAUUUAGGCCAGCAUAUUUUAAAGAAUCCUUUGGUGGCGCAAGGAAUUGUCGAUAAGGCACAAAUCAGGCCCUCAGAUGUUGUUUUGGAAGUCGGCCCCGGUACUGGUAACUUGACAGUAAGAAUUCUCGAACAAGCGAAAAACGUGGUUGCAGUGGAAAUGGAUCCUAGAAUGGCAGCAGAAUUGACUAAAAGAGUGCGUGGUACGUCCGUGGAGAAGAAACUAGAGAUUUUGCUAGGAGAUUUCAUGAAAACUGAGCUACCAUAUUUUGAUAUUUGCAUCAGUAAUACACCCUACCAAAUCUCAUCGCCCUUGGUUUUCAAAUUAAUUAACCAACCAAGACCGCCAAGAGUGUCCAUUCUUAUGUUCCAAAGAGAGUUCGCACUAAGAUUGUUGGCAAGACCUGGGGAUUCAUUAUAUUGUAGAUUAUCAGCCAACGUACAAAUGUGGGCUAAUGUCACACAUAUCAUGAAAGUGGGUAAGAAUAACUUCAGACCACCACCACAGGUGGAAUCCAGUGUCGUUAGACUAGAGAUCAAAAACCCAAGACCACAAGUGGACUAUAACGAAUGGGACGGCUUACUAAGAAUCGUAUUUGUGAGGAAAAACAGAAUGAUCUCGGCGGGAUUCAAAUCCACAUCCGUAAUGGACAUCUUGGAAAAGAACUACAAGACGUUCUUAGCAAUGAACAAUGAAAUGGUAGAUGAUACAAAAGGCUCCAUGCACGAUAUCAUCAAAGAAAAGAUCGAAACCGUGCUCAAAGAAACCGACCUGAGUGAUAAAAGAGCCGGAAAAUGUGAUCAAAAUGACUUCCUAAGGCUACUAUAUGCCUUCCACCAAGUUGGUAUCCAUUUUUCAUGA